Messenger RNA from Solea senegalensis (Senegalese sole), 1481 nucleotides. RefSeq names its product 3-hydroxyacyl-CoA dehydratase 4 (gene hacd4). Lineage: Eukaryota; Metazoa; Chordata; Actinopteri; Pleuronectiformes; Soleidae. Gene Ontology annotation, molecular function: 3-hydroxyacyl-CoA dehydratase activity. Gene Ontology annotation, biological process: very long-chain fatty acid biosynthetic process; fatty acid elongation; sphingolipid biosynthetic process. Gene Ontology annotation, cellular component: endoplasmic reticulum membrane. The record is from RefSeq and is a predicted model, not a curated record. The transcript has 7 exons. Bases 29 to 940 code for a protein of 303 amino acids.
UAUUCCAUGUCAAACUUUCACACAUGGAAUGUCAACUUCCUGCUUUCUGUUAAGUAAUGACAGCUCCAACCAGCCUGAAGAAACAACAACCAAACAGAGAUAUUGCAGCAUUUUUCUGCUGCCACUUGUGAGGGAGGAUGAAGUAAGAGGCAGGUCUUUACUGAGGAGAAGCUGGGGUAAAAAAAAAAAAAAAUGUCUCCGCUCCAACUCACACUGGGAUUCUGAGCUGCUGCUGCUGAUCCCUCUUUACUGGCAAACACAAGCGACAAAGGCAAGACGACAGGGGGAGAAAUGUACGUUCAGCUUCAGGUUUGUUUACAUCUUCUCUUAUAACCUGUUCCAGUUCUGUGGCCACACAUGGAUCCUGUCCAACACCAUCGCCAGGUUCCUGACUUUUGGCAAAGAUGCCAUAGCAGAUACAUUCCACUCUGUGGGCUUUGUGAUGAGCCUCUGCCAGCUGCUCUCCAUCCUCGAGCUUUUCCACAUCGCAGAUGGGAUUGAGAAAGCCAGACUCCUUCCUCGCUUCAUCCAAGUUACGGAGAAGAACCUCCUGCUGAUCCUGGUCAUCAUGUUGGAGGAGAUCCAGAGUGAACCAGUUGUGUGUGUCCAGUUCUUGUUGUGGAACAUCUUGGACCUUUUACGAUAUCCACAUGAGCUGCUGCGAGUCAUGGGCACACCGUCGGUCACCAUGCUGAGGACCCGCUACACACUCUGGAUCCCCCUGUAUGUCCUGUCAGUUGCCACAGAAGGUGUCACUUUGUACCAGGCCCUGCCUUUACUUGAGGCAGCAGGACCAAACUCAAUCCCCAUUCAUCCCCCCUUCAUCCUGCUGUUCUACCUGCCUGUUCUCGUUCUUGGAGCCACGGUGACCGUGUGGCAGCUCCUGAAGGAGAGACAGCGCCACCUGGAUAAGUUGAACAACAAGAUAAAAAGAAGAUGACACAUUUUAGACAAAGAACUGGAUGGGCACGGAGGAUUUUAGUCUCACAGUUUCUGUUCAGACCUGGUAUUUAACAUACAUCCAGAGAGAUUUGAUUACAAGUGGACAGUGUUGGGUGAGAACACUGUCCCUCUUCUGUUGUGUGGAUGUUCAACAUGCAAACGCACUGUUUGCAAGGACAUAAUUAUGUUUUAAUAGUAUGGCUGUGUACGACAUCCUGUGAUUGUGUGAGUUGUAUGAGAAAAAAUUAGUUGGGGGAAAAACAUGAAAUACCAUUUAAACCAAACGCGGUGGUGGCGACAAUUAACUCAAAAUAUGGUUGCUGAGAAGUGUAAAAACUGGAGCAGUUCAGAGUGCAUCACCUGAAGAGGCGAGGUCUAGUGAAUUCCAAAAAAUGCCAACUAUGAAUGUGUGACCCGAGGACGUACUCGGGAACUGGGUGCGUUCAGACUUGGACUGUACACUUGUGAUGAGAUCACUCAGGACUGAUGUUAAACAGGGUCAAAUAAACUUGAAAGUUGAGGACUUCAACAAAUCUGAA